AUGACGAGUUACUAUGGAGGCCUGGGGCCGAUGCUCAAUGCGGUGCUUUGGGUUCAAGUGGUUAUUUUUGCCCUCUUUGUUGGACUGAGAUUAUACACGAGAUCUCAGAUUCUGCACUCUGUCGGCGCAGAUGACUUUCUAGUUAUCAUCGCACUGGUCUUGCAAAUCAUCUACUCCGCCUUCGUAACGGCCGGUACAAAAUACGGUCUCGGUCGCAAAUUCGCAGACAUUGGCAACCCCGAUGCAUACUUCCGAGCCGUCGAGCUGGAGAUAUACAGCCAAGUAGCCGGGCUCAUGGUAAUCGGCGUGGGAAAAUGCGCCGUCGGCAUCUUUCUUCUACGGAUCGUGCGAAAUAAGUUCCAGAAGGCCUUCAUCUGGGCAUUUCUCGCGGGUACAGUAUUCAUCACGCUGUUUUCUAGUAUUGUUGUCGUCGUGCAGUGUGAUCCUGUGCAGAGGACUUGGGAUCGACGGGUGCCGGGGACUUGUUGGAUUGACUUUUCCAAGGUCGGCUUGACUGUUGGAUCUUGGUUUGUUGUUGCGGACUUUUGCUUCGCGAUUCUUCCGUGGUUUGUCAUCUGGGAGCUUAACAUGAAACGCAAAGAGAAGAUCACUGUCGCGUGCGGCCUCAGUCUUGGUAUCUUUGCUGGUAUCUGCGGUAUCGUUCGUACGGUCGCUCUCAACGGAUUGAACGCAAGUGAAUACAUCUACGACACAGUAGACAUGCUCAUCUGGUCCGCGACCGAAAGCACCGUAACAAUAAUGUGUUCAUCGAUCCCCGUCCUCCGCCCUCUCUACGUGCGCUUCCGCUACGGCAGCCAAGGCGACAGCUCUGGCGCAGCAAGUUCCUACAAACUCCCCAUGUACGGCAAUCACAGCGGUCGAAAAUACGGCAACGGCUCGAUCCCUGGCACAGAAACCAUUGGUGGUAGCGGACCAUCAAACAGAACAGUCAUUGCAUAUAACGCAAAUGCCAGCGAUGAGAGUAUACUUCGUGAUACAAAGACUCAGAAUGAUAUCAGUGGGAUCCGAAGAACGGAUGAGGUGUCGAUAAGUUAUGGGAAACAAGAUGCUGGAGAGAGAGUUAGGGAGUGGAAGUAA
This is a messenger RNA of Fusarium proliferatum ET1, 1098 nucleotides long. RefSeq lists its product as uncharacterized. The transcript has 5 exons. Bases 1 to 1098 code for a protein of 365 amino acids. The record is from RefSeq and is a predicted model, not a curated record. Lineage: Eukaryota; Fungi; Ascomycota; Sordariomycetes; Hypocreales; Nectriaceae.